Messenger RNA from Lolium perenne, 6081 nucleotides. RefSeq names its product protein CHROMATIN REMODELING 5. Lineage: Eukaryota; Viridiplantae; Streptophyta; Magnoliopsida; Poales; Poaceae. The record is from RefSeq and is a predicted model, not a curated record. Gene Ontology annotation, biological process: nucleosome organization. Gene Ontology annotation, cellular component: chromatin; nucleus. Gene Ontology annotation, molecular function: chromatin binding; ATP-dependent chromatin remodeler activity; ATP hydrolysis activity.
AAGAGGAAAAAACUUAUCUGCCCUCUAAUCUCCCCUUACCCCUCUCCUGCCUGAUAGAUAACCACCCCCACCCCCUCUCUCUCUGCGCCGCCGCCGCCGCCGCGGCGCCACCGCGACCCCUCGCCGCCCGCCCCUCUCCGGCGCUCGCCGCAACCCCGCACCCCUCUCCCCCGCCUCCGAUCCGAUUUUUUCACGGGAAAAAUCGCAAAAAAUCCCCUGGAAUUCGCCGCGCCAUCAUUUUUCGAAUAAAUCGCACGGCUGCUCGCGCUGCCCCGCCCACCCGCCGCGACCCGCGCGCGGCCGCCGGCGCCGGCGAUCGCAUCAGACAAUAAGCGCCCUCAUCGGGCCAACCCCCCGCCUCCCCGCGGCCCGAACCUUCGCUCCUGCCGGGAAGACCCGGCGCGCGCGCGGCCUCCUCCUCGGCACGAGGGAGUGACAGACUGCUGAGGCCCUCGGAGUUCCUUCAUGUGGUGCUGCCAUAAACUGUGAUGGCAUUCUUCAGCAAUUCUGGGAGCAGGGCUGAUUCGGGAGGGUACAACUUGAACGAGAAGGCCGACGACGAAGGUGCAUACGAGUCAGUUGCGGAUAGGGACGUCGACUUGAACUCUGGGCAUCUAAACUUGAAUGAGAAGGCUGAUGAUGCUUACCACAGUGAGGAGGAGCAGUACCAGCCAGGGCCAAAUUCUCCCGAGAUUAAAUCAGGGCAGAAUGCCCAGAGACUAGGUGGCCCGUCUGACCCAUGGGGUACAGGUUUUUUGAAGGAUUGCAGAUCCACGCACACCGCAAUGGAUGAACCUUCAAAUAGUGGCCGGGUAAUGGAAAAUGGAUAUGUGGCUGGUUCACAUGAUGACAUGGAUGGUAGUGGAGAAGAUGAUGAGCUAAACAGAGGGCAUGGGGAUGUGCCAGCUGAGGAAAUGCUUUCUGAUGACUAUUAUGAGCAGGAUGAAGAGGAUCAGAUUGAUUCAUUGAAUCGUCGUGGGAUGAGCCACCCAAGCUGUUCCAAUUCUACCGUUGCAGCAAAAUCUGUCCCCUCAAGACAAAAGAAGUCAACAAAGCGUAGUGCUUAUGGCGAUGAUGACGACGACGACGAUGAUGAUGAGAAUGAUGAUGAUGACGAUGACGCAGAUGAAGAUGAUCCAGAUGAUGUAGAUUUUGAGCCAGACAGUGAAACCGACAAGGCUGCUGUUAAGGAUAAGCUUGCGGAGAGUGAGAACUCAGGUGAAGAAGAAGAAGAUGACGAUGAGCUUGAGCUCUCAGAUGAUGAUGAAGAUGAUUUUAUUGAGAGUAGGAGGCAAUCAAAACGACUUAAGGUUGGAGGAGCAAAAGCUCCCCAGCGAAGAAAGCCUCCCAUGCAGGCUCCACGCAAACGAGGGGUAUCUCUCACAGAUGAAGAAUAUUCUUCAGGAAAAGACUCAGAUGUACCCAAUAAUGCUGAUUUUAGUCACCGGUCAAAAAAACCUGUUAGGUUGCACCUGAAAACUGUGGGCCAUAAUGAUGUUUUCUCGAAUGUCAAUUCCCAUAAUGAAUCCCGAACUUCUGGGAGGAGGAGGACACUGAGAAAUAUCUCAUAUGCUGAAAGUGAAGAAAGUGACGAUAGUGAGGAGAAGUCUGCUAAACAACAGAAGAUCUUGAAGGAGGAUCAAGAUGAGGAAGACACAGAAACAAUUGAAAGGGUCAUUUGGUAUCAGCCAAAGGGUGUUGCUGAAGAUGCACUAAGGAAUGAUCGAUCGACUCAACCUACUGUUAUGAGCAUGCCAUCAGAUUUUGAUCUGCAAUGGGAUGAUGUAGAGUUCUAUAUAAAAUGGAAAGGGCAGUCUUACCUACAUUGUCAGUGGAAGACACUGUCUGAGCUUCGUAGUGUUAGUGGAUUUAAAAAGGUUCUAAAUUACAUGAAAAGAGUGUCUGAGGAACAGAGGUUCAAGAGGUCGCUAUCACGCGAAGAGGUCGAGGUGCAUGACGUGGGCAAGGAAAUGGAGUUGGAUCUUAUUAAGCAAUAUAGCCAGGUUGAACGGGUAUUUGCUGAUAGGGCAACCAAAGUGGAUGGUGAUGAUGUGGUGGUGCCAGAGUAUUUAGUGAAAUGGCAAGGACUUCCUUAUGCAGAAUCUACCUGGGAAAAAGAUACAGAUAUUGAAUUUGCUCAAGAAGCAAUAGAUGAAUACAAGGCCCGUGAAGUUGCCACUGCUAUACUGGGAAAAGCGGUUGAUUUCCAAAGGAAGAAAAGCAAAGCUAGUUUGCGGAGGCUUGAUGACCAACCAGAGUGGCUAAAAGGAGGUAAACUUCGCGAUUAUCAGCUUGAAGGCCUAAACUUUCUCGUUAAUGGGUGGAGGAAUGAUACUAAUGUUAUUCUUGCUGAUGAGAUGGGUCUGGGAAAAACCAUUCAAUCAGUUUCCAUGCUUGGCUUCCUUCAUAAUGCUCAAGAAAUUAAUGGUCCAUUUCUUGUUGUCGUCCCACUUUCAACAUUGUCAAAUUGGGCAAAAGAAUUUCGGAAGUGGCUACCUGACAUGAAUGUUGUAAUUUAUGUUGGAAAUCGUGCUAGCAGAGAGAUGUGUCAGCAGCACGAGUUUUUUACAAAUAAGAAGGGGGGCCGGCAUGUAAAAUUCCAUACAUUGAUUACUACUUAUGAGGUGAUACUUAAGGACAAAUCUGUCCUUUCAAAAAUCAAAUGGAAUUAUCUUAUGGUUGAUGAAGCUCACCGUUUGAAGAACUGUGAAGCAUCACUGUAUAUUACUCUUUUGGAAUUCAGCACCAAAAAUAAGGUUCUAAUAACUGGGACCCCUUUGCAGAAUAGUGUUGAAGAGCUGUGGGCCCUACUUCAUUUCCUUGAUCCAGUUAAAUUCAACAGCAAAGAUACUUUUGUUGAGAGAUACAAAAAUUUGAGUUCGUUUAAUGAAACUGAGCUUGCAAAUCUUCACAAGGAAUUGAGGCCCCAUAUUUUAAGGCGAGUUAUAAAAGAUGUUGAGAAAUCUUUACCUCCAAAAAUUGAGCGGAUUCUUCGUAUCGAAAUGUCUCCCCUACAGAAACAAUAUUACAAGUGGAUUCUAGAGCGAAAUUUUCAGAAUCUGAAUAAAGGAGUCCGUGGAAAUCAGGUUUCGCUUUUGAACGUUGUUGUCGAGUUGAAGAAGUGCUGCAAUCAUCCAUUCUUGUUUGAAAGCGCCGAUCAUGGUUAUGGUGGAGACAGCAUUGGUGAUCGCAAUAAAGUUGAACGCAUUGUUAUGAGUAGUGGGAAAUUAGUUUUAUUAGACAAACUAUUGCUAAGACUGCGGGAGACUAAUCACCGAGUGCUUAUAUUCUCUCAGAUGGUGAGGAUGUUGGACAUCCUUUCUGAGUACCUGUCCCUUCGAGGAUUCCAGUUUCAGAGACUUGAUGGCAGUACAAGAGCGGAUCUUCGUCAUCAGGCCAUGGAGCACUUUAAUGCUCCUGGAAGUGAUGAUUUUUGUUUCCUUCUGUCUACACGUGCUGGCGGACUUGGUAUCAAUCUCGCAACAGCAGAUACGGUGAUAAUCUUUGAUUCAGAUUGGAAUCCUCAGAAUGAUCUACAGGCGAUGAGUAGGGCACAUAGGAUUGGGCAACAAGAGACUGUUAACAUCUAUCGUUUCGUCACCUGCAAAAGUGUUGAAGAAGAUAUAUUGGAGCGGGCAAAGAAAAAAAUGGUUCUUGAUCACUUAGUGAUUCAGAAGCUGAAUGCUGAGGGCAGGCUCGAGAAGAAAGAAACUAAAAAGGGAGCAUCAAUGUUUGACAAGAAUGAACUUUCGGCCAUACUUAGGUUUGGGGCAGAGGAGUUGUUCAAAGAAGAGAAGACCGAUGAAGAGACCAAGAGGAAGCUUGAAAGUAUGGACAUCGAUGAAAUUCUUGAGAGAGCUGAGAAAGUUGAAACAAAGGCUGCUGAAGGAGAGGAGGGCAAUGAGCUUCUUAGUGCUUUCAAGGUUGCCAAUUUUUCGAGCGGUGAGGAUGACGCCACAUUCUGGAGUAGACUGAUACAACCAGAUGCUGAAGAUAUGGUUCAGGAAACUUUAGCACCUCGUGCUGCGCGAAAUAAAAAGAGCUAUGUUGAAGAUCACCAACUUGACAAAAAUAGCAACAGGAAACGGCGAGCGGUUGAUGCACAAGAAAAGCCGAGAAGGCGCUCUAGCAGAACAGUCGAUACAAUUGUUUCAUUACCAUUGAUUGAUGGAGCUGUAGCUCAAGUACGUGAAUGGUCAUUUGGAAACAUGCCUAAGAAGGAUGCCUCCCGAUUUGUUCGAGCGGUUAAAAAAUUCGGAAACCCAAGCCAAAUUGGCUUAAUUGUGGAUGAUGUCGGUGGUGCAAUAGCAAAGGCUCCAUAUGAAGCACAGAUUGAGCUGUAUGAUUUGCUCAUUGAUGGCUGUCAGGAAGCUGUUAAAGAGAACACAGACGUCAAGGGCACGGUGUUGGAUUUUUUUGGUGUACCUGUGAAGGCCUAUGAGUUAUUAGCUCGUGUCGAAGAGCUUCAGUGCUUGGCAAAGCGCAUUGCACGUUACAAAGAUCCAGUUAGGCAAUACCGGAUCCAAUCUCCUUACAAAAAGCCGCAGUGGUCAGCAAGCUGUGGAUGGAUUGAAACUGAUGAUGCAAGGUUGCUGCUUGGCAUUCAUUGGUAUGGUUAUGGAAACUGGGAGAAGAUACGGUUGGAUCCAAAUCUUGGCCUGACAACAAAAAUUGCACCAGCAACACUUGGUGAAAGAGAAACGUUUUUACCACGUGCCCCAAACUUGGAUAAUCGUGCUAGUGCUCUCCUGCAAAAGGAAUUUGCCAAUCUGAGUGGAAAGAGCUCAAAAGCCAAAGGAGGCUCUAGUCAACCUGUCAAUAGUGAAAGCAAUGGUGGUGCCCGAUCAUCGAGAGGCCGACAAAAAGAUGCAAAACCAAAAGAUGAUAUUAAGUCAAUCAAAGAUGACAUUAAGAAACGCAAGGUGGUGGAAGCUGAAGCAAGAGAAGAGGGUGAAAUUUCAGAGUCUGAAGCAGAGACUAAAUAUCGUUUGGACAAGGAGGAAAAGUGGCUGGAAUGGUGCUCUGAAGUUUUGGAUGAUGAGCAGGACAUAUUGAAACGCCUGGAUAGGCUACAGAAUACAAGUGUAAACCUUCCGAAGGAAAAGGUUCUUUCAAGGAUACGCAGGUAUCUCCAGAUAAUUGGUGAAAAGAUAGGAAAGGUUGUUGUCCAACAUGGAGAAUCAUACAAGCAAUCCCGUAUGACCACGAGAUUAUGGAAUUAUGUGGCAACCUUUUCAAAUAUGUCCGGGGAUCAAUUGCGCGAUCUCUACUUAAAACUUAGUCAGGACCAAAUGGAAGCUGGAGUUGGCCCCUCACAUGGGGGCAAUUUUGCACCGGUUCCUCCCAACAGAGGAGGUGCUUCAAAUCAGCCUCAUCCUCCUAGAAACCAAAGGUCAACAAGGUCUUUCCAGAGCACUCCGGAGUCUCUCAAUAAUGGUGAAAACACUGGGAAUUCGGAAGCUUGGAAACGACGGAGGAGAGCUGAUCCAGAAAAUCAGUUUGACACCCAACCAUCGUAUCAACCUCCCCCAAUCAUGACAAAUGGAAACAGGGUGCAGGAGUCUAGCAGUUCUGCUGGUAUUCUUGGUUGGGGUCCAGUCGAAAUGAGACGAUAUGGCAUGGAAAGACCAAAACGAGGUGUUCAUCCCAAUCGAUUUCCUGGUGGGCCUGGACCUUUGCUUUAGCUGAAAGUAGUAAGCCUUGUCAGUUCCUAGAAGUCUUCAGCUUCUAUGGAGGUAGAAAUGGAGAAUUGAUUUUUUUUUGGCAAGAUAAAAGAAUAAGAUGUCAAUAUCUGAAUCACAGCUUGGAGUCUGCCUUAAAGAAACAGCAGGGGUUGCUGAGGAGAUUUUGGUACUUUUGAACAGCUGUACACAAAAGAUUCCUCUGACACCAAAACAUAGAUACAGAUCUUAUAAACCGCCAAGAGGAAGAGUCUCGAAAAUUUUGUCGGUUCAGUUUUGUGAAAUAGAAGAAAAUCAGUUGGGCUCUUUAAGAAGGUUCAUCUCAAACAUGAUCUAAUAGUUCAGCCUCAGUACAUGUAUCUUUUACAUUGCAAUAUAUAAUGAAUUAUGGUUUAUUUGA